ACACUUGGCACACUAGAGAAGUCGAAUAUUAAAAUACGUUUUUGACUUGUGCUUCAAGCAAAUGUUGGACAGUUUAUCAUGAUACGACGAGUUGUGGUGGGCAUGUCCGGCGGCGUAGAUAGCGCUGUCAGCGCCCAUCUGCUUAAGGAGCGUGGUUUGAAUGUACUCGGCGUCUUCAUGCGCAACUGGGAUGAGCACGACGAGAUCGGCCGUUGCACUGGCGAACAGGACCUUAAGGAUGCAGAAUGGGCAUGUCGGCAGCUGCAAAUUGAGCUGCGUCAGGUGAAUUAUGUGAAGCAAUACUGGACCGCGGUGUUCAGUCAGUUCUUGGAUGACUAUCAGCAGGGCCUGACACCGAAUCCGGAUAUAUUGUGCAACAAGCAUAUCAAGUUCGAUUUGUUCCAUCGGCAUGCGCUGGAUACGCUGCAAUAUGAUGCCGUUGCCACUGGCCACUAUGCCCGCAACAGUCUGGGCGACUAUCUGGAACAUCGAUCGACAGACCAGCAGAAGGCAGAUGUGCGCCUGCUUAUACCAGCCGACACGUUUAAGGAUCAAACCUUCUUCCUGGCGGGCAUACCACAAACAGCGCUGCAGUUCACAAUGUUCCCGCUGGGUGGAUUGCUGAAGACGGAGGUAAAGCAACUGGCUCGCCGCAUUGGACUGCAGCGGCUGGCCGUGAAGCGCGAAAGCACCGGCAUCUGUUUUGUGGGCAAGCGUGAUUUCAAGGCCUUCAUACGGGAGUAUAUUAGCUGCAAGCCGGGACAUUUUGUGGACGUCGACAGCGGCGAAGUGGUGGGCAACCACGAGGGCAUUCAUCAGUGGACGGUGGGACAACGCUGCCGGCUUAGCUCAUAUUUGCAGCCGUACUUUGUGGCACGCAAGGAUGCUGCCAGCAACACCAUCUUUGUGGCAGCUGGGCACGACCAUCCCGCACUGCACAGCAUCCGCAUCCGCAUCGGUGAUUUCAACUGGCUGUGCAACCGGGCACGCCAGCAAUUAGCCACAAGUGGCAGCCUUCGGUGUCGUUUCCGCUUCCAGCACACAAAGCCAGUCGUCGAGUGUUGGCUGCGUCCCUUCGAAGUGCUCCUGGAUGCACCACUACGAGCCAUCACACCGGGACAAUAUGCGGUAUUCUAUGACGAUGUGGCGUGCCUGGGUUCUGCGCGCAUUUUGUGCGCAGAGCCACUACAACAAAUGGAACAGCAAGCUGCCUUGGAAAGUUAGCUCCAAAAGGGCUUUAAUUGUUGUUGUUUGUUUUUCUUUUAGAUUUGGUAGAUUGAGCAACCCAUUAAGACUUAUAAGCUGUGAAUCUGUACAUAAAUAUUUGUAUACUUAUAUUCAAUAUUUAUAUGUUUUGAA
Molecule: messenger RNA, 1359 nt
Organism: Drosophila grimshawi
Lineage: Eukaryota; Metazoa; Arthropoda; Insecta; Diptera; Drosophilidae
Product: mitochondrial tRNA-specific 2-thiouridylase 1
Exons: 2
Coding region: 79-1224 (381 amino acids)
Biological process (GO): tRNA wobble position uridine thiolation
Cellular component (GO): mitochondrion
Molecular function (GO): sulfurtransferase activity
Source: RefSeq, a predicted model, not a curated record